UUUUUCAGGUAUGUACGGCUAAGAAUAGAGUUUUUGCACAAAUUAAAUUGUGGAUUAUUUUGGAAAUUGUUGUGAAAUUGUUGUUUCGUCAUACCGGUUCACAUUUUCAUGUAAUGACAUGUUCAAAGCGGGAAAAAUCGCAAUAUUCUAGACCGAUUGCAUUGAUUGACGCGAAUAAAACAAUAUAAAUUAAUUCGAUCACAACAAGUUUUCCCAUUUUUUUUUGUUACCAAUUACAAUUAAUGGAUUGCGGUUUUUUUUUCCAAAGAUUAUUUCGCAAUUUUGAGGCGAGAUCUGGAUUGAGACAGGGAGACAGAGAGCAAACGAAGCCUGAUCUAUUCAAAUCGUUUGGAUUCAUACGAAGUGGACUUAUUGUGACCGAGAUCCAUCGCGAUGGCGAGGCGUAAGCGGCACAAUAAGACGUUUGGUAAGCCAAGAGAGAACAAAGUCCAGAUGAAAAAGCACUCAAUUGUGAAGAAAAAACGUGUCAAUCGGAAAGAAGAUCCAGAAAAACAGUCGACAGAAAAUGGCACAAUCGAAAUCGGCGCGAUCAAAUUGGCAUUUAAUUCGAUAAUUAAUCCGAACUUAACAGAAACAGAAACAGGAUUUCUGAUCCAUAAGUUCUUCGAGAAAUGCUUGAAUGCUACGAAAGUCAUGCAUCUUGCAUCGCUGUUAAUGCUCUACACAAUCAACGAAGCAUUCGAUGAUGGCAAUUUGGACUUCUUCGUGAAUCAAAAUGGAGCAAAUUUGAUAACGGACUGUUUCAACUGUGUCACAUCGGACAACAUCAACGAUCCACUCACAGCCCAAAUGCCAGACGCAUUUCUCGCGAUGGUGACACAAGGUAGCCCCAACUUUGAAUGGCCACGCCGCCAUCAAAUGACUCGCCAAGUUUAUGCUCUCAAGGACCAGUAUGUGACCAAUUUGAAGACAAAUUUGGAGACGCACUGUUGGGUGAGAUUGACCCACUUUCUAUGUGUAAAGUGCCAUGAAUUCAAUCACAAAGGAAGCCCACUUGACGUUAUUUAUAAUGCAUCAUACUUGCCUUUCGAUGACAUUGACAUUCGAAAUACGAUGAAAAAUUUGAUGUACAAUGAAGAUUGGACAUAUGAUGAUGAUGAAAGUCGAAAGUCGAAAAUGGAAAUACUGUUUAAGGAAGUGUCUCAGCUUUGUGGCCCAUCAUUCGUAAAAUACUUCACAAUGUACGAAUACAUUCAAAAGGACUGGUUCGAGUCUUUGUGGAUGUGGAUAGGCAUUCAACGAAUUGUUGAAAAAUUUUCGAUCGAUACGGCUCACCUUCGUGAACAGUGGAAAGCAUACGAUCGUGAUCCAGUGAACAAUCGAGAGCCGUCGGUACCGAAGAUACCAAAAGUGAAGAAUUUCGCCGCUAUUCCACUCAGUGAUACAAAACUGAAGCACAUACCAUUCGACCAUAAAGAUUUGAUUGAUAUCAUUGGCCAGUUGAGAAAAGAACGGGGAUGGGAUAUUCGUGCUGAUUAUCGUACAUACUACAAGCAAGGCGAGAACAAAGACGAGGCAUGGGGAAUUGUGUUCGAUAUGGACAAAAUCAGACGGCUCAGAACCGGUUCGAAAGAGUUUUACCACAAAAUUCAAACCAACAGUAGUGCCGUGUCGGUGUUGUUUAGCAGACCCAAACGCAAAGGAGCCGGCGUGACUCUGUCUGAAAACAAAGCAAAGUACGAAAAGCCAGUCAGCAAAGGCGGUUACAAGUAUGAGUCAGGAAUUGAUCCCGGCCAGAAAACAAAAAUGGCCUGCGUGCGUCGGACUCUCGCUACUGGAAUUGAAACCAACAUCAAAUUAUCGAGUAUUCAAUAUCACUGGGAUGCGCGACAAGGAAUGCGCGACAAACAGGCCACGAAAAUGACCAGAAAGUACGUGCACAAAGAACAGCGCGACUUGAAAAGCUAUCCGAUCACAUCCGUAUCGCCGCGAGGAUCACAAUGGAAAUCAUUCAUUAAGCACAAAAUCAAAAUGCUGACAGAUUCAUUGGCUACAUACGCCAGAAGAAAAUACGCACAGCUAUCGUUGCACAAGUACAUCGAGACUAAUCGCGAAAUGGAUUUGAUGGCUAAACACAUAACAAACAAUGAGACAGGAGUUGUAUUCCUUGGUGAUGCGGCGUUCCCAUCAAAUUCGAAAAUCGGUGUGAAAAGAACAAAACGAUCACCGGAUCAGCGAAAGUUCAUAGUUAGCCUAAAAAAGAACGGCAAAACGGAUGUUGUGCUUACACCAGAGCCGUAUACAUCACAAACCUGUGCCAAUUGCUUACGGCGCAAGCAACGUGAUCGAAAACAAAAUGCCAGCCAAAAGCCAACAGCAAAUGUAACUAGAGCCGAAAAAGCUGAGAAGCAACGGGAAAAGCGUCGAAGUGAGCGCGAAAGCCACAAUCCAGAGCAAUUGGAUACCGAAGAGGCAGUGAGACGGUACAAUCGACGCAUACGACGGCGUGAACUACGUCAACGACGUCGAGUUGCAGGCCAUCGCAGCCGUAAAGUAACCAAACAGCCGGAAGCGGAAUCCGAUUUGCCAGGUUUUGUGAAAAUUGGUGACACAAGUAUUUGCAAGAUUCGUGUCAAAAAUCGUAAGGCCAAACCACAAUUAUGGCAGCGAAUACAUUACGAUGCAACUGAUAAAGGAAUUGGGUUAUUGGGGUCAAAGAAAAUAGCCUUCCAGAAAAACUGGCACUCAAGCCCAAUGAAUGAUCAGAACGCUUUUACUGCUACUUGGCAUCGUGACAUCUGUGCGGCGAAGUGCAUCUUGUACAGAGGUAUAUGA
This is a messenger RNA of Sitodiplosis mosellana (orange wheat blossom midge), 2796 nucleotides long. RefSeq lists its product as uncharacterized. Bases 394 to 2796 code for a protein of 800 amino acids. The transcript is spliced from 4 exons. The record is from RefSeq and is a predicted model, not a curated record. NCBI's taxonomy places the organism in Eukaryota, Metazoa, Arthropoda, Insecta, Diptera, Cecidomyiidae.